Molecule: messenger RNA, 2631 nt
Organism: Malassezia pachydermatis
Lineage: Eukaryota; Fungi; Basidiomycota; Malasseziomycetes; Malasseziales; Malasseziaceae
Product: karyopherin kap95
Exons: 3
Coding region: 1-2631 (876 amino acids)
Biological process (GO): protein import into nucleus
Cellular component (GO): cytoplasm; nucleus
Molecular function (GO): small GTPase binding; nuclear import signal receptor activity
Source: RefSeq, a predicted model, not a curated record
AUGAAUGUCGGUGAACUGCUCACCAACUCGCUUUCGCCGGAUCAUGGAACACGGCAGGCCGCCGAGCAUGCGCUCGAAGCAGCCGCACGCGAUAACUAUCCCAUGUACAUGACCUCGCUCUCCAGCGAGCUCGCUACGGAUGCGACACCUGCGCACAUUCGCUCUGCGUCCGGUCUUGCGCUCAAGAAUGCGCUGGUAGCGCGUGAAGCGCAGCGGGCUAUGGAGUACGCAGAGCGGUGGACCGCGCUGCCCGCUGACGCACGCGAUCAAGUCAAGAGCAAGGUCUUGAUGACGCUCAGCAGCAGUGAGCCACGCGCCGGUACUGUCGCUGCGCAGGUGAUUGCCGCCAUUGCAUCGAUCGAGCUUCCACGCGGCAUGUGGCCCGACUUGAUUGCGCAGUUGCUCGCGGCCAUUGGCGACGUGAACAACCCGCGCCAGCGUCAGGCAGCGCUCCAGGCGAUUGGUUUCACAUGCGAAGUCGUCGAUCCUGCUGUCCUCUCGGCCCAGUCCAACGAGAUCCUCACCGCAGUCAUUCAGGGCGCGCGCAAGGAAGAGACCUCGCCGGAAGUCCAGCUGGCCGCUCUGCAUGCGCUCCUCAACUCGCUUGAAUUUGUGCGCAGCAACUUUGAGCGUGAAGGCGAGCGUAACUUUAUCAUGCAGGUCGUCUGCGAGGCGACGCAGUCGGCGCAUGUGCCCGUUAAGGUGGCCGCGUUCGAGAACCUCGUUCGCAUUAUGCAAUUGUACUACGAUAAGAUGCGCUUCUACAUGGAGCAGGCCCUCUUUGGCCUCACGAUCCUUGGUAUGCGCGACAGCGAGCCCAACGUGGCGCUGCAAGCCGUGGAGUUCUGGUCGACUGUGUGCGACGAAGAAAUUGAGCUGGCGCUCGAGGCAGCGGAUGCGUUGGAGUUCAAUGAAGAGCCUGCGCACGUCUCGCACCACUUUGCUCGUGUGGCACUCCCAGAAAUCGCCCCGGUGCUGAUGGAAUUGCUCGCUCUCCAGGACGAAGACAGCGACGAGGACGACUGGGACACCGCCAAGGCCGCCGGCACGUGCUUGGGCCUCCUCGCGCAGGUGGUCGGGGACCAAAUUGUCUCGCUGGCUGUGCCGUUUGUGGAGGGCAACAUCAAGUCGCCCGACUGGCGUCGUCGUGAAGCAGCGCUCAUGUGCUUUGGCAGUAUUAUGGACGGUCCUGACAGCAAGUUGCUCAUGACGCUCGUGACGCAGGCGCUUCCAACCGUUAUGGAGUCGCUGCACGACCCGUCGACGGCUGUGAAAGAUACCACGGCAUGGACAUUGGGCCGGAUUUGCGAGUUUGUGUACGACGCCAUCACGCCAGAGAUGCAUCUCGGACCUAUCAUCCAGGCCCUGCUGGGCGCGCUCCAGGACCAGCCGCGUAUCGUGACGCACUGCUGCUGGGCGUUAAUCAACCUGGCGGAGCGGAAGGGCAUCUUGGCCUCGCUCGACGAUAUCGACCCACCCACCACGUCGCUCUCCCCGUACUUUGAGACGAUCGUAACGCAGCUCAUGCAGGCGACAGACCGCAACAACAACGAGUCGAACAGCCGCACGUCUGCGUACGAGGCGCUGGCGUCGGUGGUUGCCAACAGCGCCACAGAUUGCCUGCCGCAGGCCAGCACCGUCCUGGUCCACAUCAUCGAGCGUCAAGAAGCGCUCAACGGUAUGGUGCAGCAACUCGUGGGUCUCGAUGACAGGAACAACUGGGCUGAGCUGCAGAGCAACUUGUGCAGUGUGAUCAUUGCAUCGGUUCGGCGCCUGCAAGCGGGCAUUGCGCCGAUUGGUGAUCGCCUCAUGACGUCUCUCCUCACACUCAUCCAGAACAGUGCGAAGCAGCCGACUGUGCUGGAAGAUGCGUUUGUGGCGGUAGGUACCGUGAUCGUCGCAUUGGAAGGCGAGUUUGAGAAGUACAUGGAGGCGUUCCUGCCCUUCCUUGUGGAAGGCCUGCGCAACCACGAAGAGCAUCAACUGUGCACUAUCAGCGUCGGUAUCGUGGGCGACGUGUGCCGCUCACUUGGCGAGAAGGCGACCAAGUACUGCGAAACGCUUAUUGCCGCUCUGUUUGAAGACCUGCAGAGCCCAGUUCUCCAUCGCAAUGUCAAGCCCCAUAUCCUCAGCUGCUUUGGCGAUAUUGCUAUGGCGAUUGGGCCUGCGUUUGAGCCGUACCUUGCCACGGCCAUGGCCGUGCUGCAGCAGGCCAGCAUGGUGCAGAACCCUGCCGACACUGCUGACUACGAGAUGAUCGAGUACGUAAACGACCUUCGUGAAGGUAUUACCGAGGCAUACGUCGGUAUUGUGUCCGGCUUCCGGGCUGGCGGCAAGGUGGACGUGCUGCUGCCCUACAUGGAAUACACGAUCUCCUUCAUUGGCCUCGUCGCCUCGGAAGGUGUGGACCGCUCCGAGUCGCUUCUACGUGGCUCGAUUGGUCUGCUAGGCGAUAUUGCCACAGCAUUCCCACAAGGUCCGGUCAUGGCCAAGCUUCAACAGCAAUGGGUCCUGGAUUACAUCAAGGUCGGUCGUAGCCGCGGCAAUGGCUCCGAGACACGCAAGACCGCCAACUGGGCCCGCGACGUGAUUAAGAAGUCCGCGAGUGCAGCUGGUACACCUAUUAUGUGA